Molecule: messenger RNA, 3949 nt
Organism: Musa acuminata AAA Group (dessert banana)
Lineage: Eukaryota; Viridiplantae; Streptophyta; Magnoliopsida; Zingiberales; Musaceae
Exons: 11
Coding region: 499-3717 (1072 amino acids)
Biological process (GO): positive regulation of ubiquitin protein ligase activity; anaphase-promoting complex-dependent catabolic process; positive regulation of anaphase-promoting complex-dependent catabolic process
Cellular component (GO): anaphase-promoting complex
Molecular function (GO): anaphase-promoting complex binding; protein binding; ubiquitin ligase activator activity
Source: RefSeq, a predicted model, not a curated record
CGCAGAGGUGGGUCCCGCUUCCCUCGACCCGCGUUGCUGACCGACGAAAGCCUGCGUGCUCGACCUCAAACGGUGGAUGCUGCCAGGGUCAUGGCACGCGAGAGCCGUGCCGCAACCCGGUUGAGUCUUUCGGUGCAUCAUCGUGAAAAUGGUCCGAGUCAGGAUGAUCCAUCACGGUAUGUGGCUUGCGUUUCCGUCGUUUACGUGUUAUUAUUUUAUUGUCAUGGCAUCUUCGAAGCGGGGAGGGAGACGACGGAGCAGGCAAGGGCAGCCACAUCAUGAUGAUGAUGUGAUACCGGGCAAAAGCAGCCAACCCCUCUCUGUCUCUCUAUUAUUUAGGGAGGAGAGGGAGACAGGGAGAGGGCCUUCCGGGUGGAACUUUUGUUGCGGAGAGAAAGCUGUUCCAGAUGAACAUGAGGCGCAGAGUAGCCACCUCUUGAGAGGAGGAACUCGCUGGUCGCCACCGUCACCCUCCCCCUUUGCUUGCUACGCUGAGUUAUGGGGUCUGGGUUCCCUCCGACUCGCGACCUCGGGUUCGGGUUUGAAGCCGAACCCGGGAACCGACCGGAGGAUGCGGGCCUCUUGAAGCGCUCCCUCACGGAAAUGGAGGAGCGGAGGCGGCAACAGCUGCAGCAGAUGCCGUUCCUCCGCUCGGUGAAGCAGCGAACUCAUCUCGCCUCCCCCGUUGGCCGCCUCGCUUCACCCGUUCGUCUUCCCACUCCGUUGAAGUCGACUUCCUCUUUGACCACGGUCUCCUCCGAGCUUGCGCCCCAGAGGAGAGCCGAUUUCGGACCGGAUAAGGGGUCGGACGCGAUGAGGAACCGGCUCCAGGAGCUGGAGCGGCGGCUCCUACUGGACGACGAGGAGGACGAGACCUGCGCCUCCGGUUCCGCCCUGACCGGCGCCGAAUGGAGGGGCCAGGAGGUGCAGCAGAUCAUCUUCCCGCCGCCGCCGCCGCCGCCGGGCCUCGCAGCCGCGAAGAAGCUCUUGCCGUCGCCGACCAACUCGGCCUCCUCCACUGUCUCUUCCUCCAACUCGUCCUCCCCUCCACCGCCUUCGUUCACGCCUCCUCCUCCGUCAUCAUCUUCUUCCUCUUCACGGCACGUGCUCCUCGACGCUGCGGCGUCCAUCGCCGACGGUAACCUCGAGGCUGCGGAGGCGAACCUCGCCGUGCUGAAGCGCUCAGCCAACCCACGAGGCGACGCAGAACAGCGGUUGACUGCAAUGAUGUUCGCCACUCUCCUUGCUCGACUCAACCCUCCUCGAACCGGGAGAUCUAAAGCGAUCGCGGAGCUCUGCAGCGGGGAGCACUUGGCCGCCACCCAGAUGCUCUACGACCUUUCGCCCUGCUUUAAGCUCAGCUUGAUCGCCGCCAAUUUUGCAAUUCUGGAGGCCGUCAAGGACCAACCCAAGAUCCAUAUCGUCGAUUUGGAUGUUGGCCAGGGCCGGCAGUACGAUGCCCUCAUCCACGCCCUCGCUGACCGUCAUCGCUGCCGGCCCUCCUCCGCCCGCCCUCCAGCCGUUAAGAUCACCGCCGUCGCCGAUCCCACAACCUUGCUAUACGGCAACUACGACGCCUCUAGCCUCAGCGAAGUUGGCGGUCGAAUCGCUAAGCUGGCGGAGCGGGCCGGCGUGGGGCUCCGUUUCACCAUCGUCUCCCGGCGGGCGUCUGAGCUGGACGCGGCGUCGCUGGGGUACGAGCCCGGCGAGGCCCUGGCUGUGAAUCUGGCGUUCGUCCUCUCGCGUGUGGCCGACGAGAGCGUAUCGCCGGCGAACCCCCGCGACGAGCUUCUCCGGCGGGUGCGCGCUCUCCGCCCGGCUGUGGUGACGCUGGUGGAGCAGGAGACAAACACCAACACCGCCGCCUUCUCCGGGCGGUUCGCUGAGGCGUGCGGGUACUUGGGGGCGCUGCUGGAGUCGCUGGACGCGACGGUGCCGCGGGAAAGCAGCGAGCGAGAGCGGGUGGAGGCCGGGUUGGCUCGGCGGGCGGUGAACUCUGUAGCCCGGGAGGGCGCGGACCGGGUCGAGCGGUGCGAGGUGUUAGGGAAGUGGCGUGCGCGGAUGGGCAUGGCCGGUUUCCAACCCAUCCCGGUCGGACCAGGAGUUUCGGAACCGGUGAAGGCGCGGCUCGCGUCAUUCCGGUCCAAUCCAGGGUUCACGAUCAAGGAUGAGGCCGGCGGGGUCGCGCUCGGGUUCGGUUGGAUGGGUCGAGUCCUCACCGUGUCCUCCGCGUGGCGUCUGCGGUGGUCACUUGGGAUGGACUCCCUUUCGGCCUUUGCCUUCUCCUCGCCUCGCAUGGAGAAGCCUUCCUUGUCCUCGACACCCUCGCGCGCCCUCCCGUCCUCGUACUCCUCCCCCCGCACCAUCUACAGCGACCGAUUCAUUCCCAGCCGCAUCGGGUCCAACUUCACCCUAUUCGACCUCUCCGCCUCGCCCUCCGCCUCCUCGUCCUCAGACGUGUCGGGAAGAGAGUAUGGAUCCGGCGCCUACGCCGCCCUACUGAGAAAUGCUCUCUUUGGGCCGGAUCAGGGCGUGGCGCCCCCGGCCACGCCCGACCGAUCGGCGGAGGCAGCCGGGAGGAGGUCUUCCUCCGCCGCUUCCUCGACGUCGUCUUCUUCGGGUUUCUCGAUCCCCAGUAGGAACAUUUUUAGGUACAAGGCUGAUGUGCCCCGGCACUCCCUUGCGACGCAGUUCGAAGAUGGGCUUCCCGGGUUCCCACAUAUCCAUCCGAGGGCGCCGAGAAAGGUGUCGCCAUCGCCUUACAAGGUACUGGAUGCGCCGGCAUUGCAGGACGAUUUCUACCUGAACCUCGUCGAUUGGUCCUCACACAAUGUGCUGGCUGUUGGUUUGGGCGAUUGCGUGUAUCUUUGGAAUGCCUGCAGUAGCAAGGUUACCAAGCUUUGCGACUUGGGUGUGGAUGACAGUGUGUGCUCAGUUGGAUGGGCACAGCGUGGCGAUCACUUGGCCAUCGGUACUAACAAGGGGAAAGUUCAGAUAUGGGAUGCUACUCAUUGUCGGAGGAUAAGGACAAUGGAGAGCCACCUUUUGCGAGUUGGAGCUGUUGCAUGGGGUUCAUCUUUGUUAUCCUCAGGUAGCAGAGAUAAGAUGAUUCUACAGCGUGAUAUUCGUGCCCAAGUUGAUUUUGUUAGCAAGCUGACAGGGCACAAGUCAGAGGUUUGUGGCUUGAAGUGGUCUUAUGAUAAAUUUGAACUUGCUUCUGGUGGAAAUGAUAACAAACUUUUUGUGUGGAAUCAACAUUCCUCAAAGCCGGUACUGAAAUAUUGUGAACAUACUGCAGCUGUAAAAGCAAUUGCAUGGUCACCACAUGUACAUGGACUUCUAGCAUCUGGUGGAGGAACUGCAGACCGAUGUAUUCGUUUGUGGAAUACUACCACAAACUCUCACUUGAGCUGCAUUGACACCGGAAGUCAGGUUUGCAACCUUGUAUGGUCAAAGAAUGUCAAUGAAAUUGUCAGUACCCAUGGUUAUUCCCAAAACCAAAUAAUUGUUUGGCGAUAUCCAACCAUGUCCAAGCUCGCAACACUUACCGGCCAUACUUACCGAGUCCUGUACCUCGCCAUAUCUCCUGAUGGGCAGACCAUUGUCACUGGUGCCGGUGAUGAAAUGCUAAGAUUUUGGAAUGUGUUCCCAUCUAAAUCUCAGAACACUGGCAGCGAUAUCGGAGCAAGGUCUCUUGGCAGAAGUCACAUCCGGUGACCUUGAAUUCUACCUGUUGGUCCCAUGGAUUGUCUAUUUGUAUAGUUGUUGAUUUAUGUUUUCCUUUUCUUUUUUCGUCUUUCUGAAAAGGAGCUAUUACUUUGUGCUAAUCAGGUCAAAGUUUAAUUUUCAUAAGCUUGACCAUUGGCAGCAUAUGGAGCCACUUUUUAUCAUGCCAUGCUCAUCAUCAUUUGCAAUGAUACGAGGGGACGAGAUAUCAGUUUGCCUUGCU